Boleophthalmus pectinirostris (great blue-spotted mudskipper) is the source of this 1379-nucleotide messenger RNA. It is a transcript of the gene tcea2, whose product is annotated as transcription elongation factor A (SII), 2. Gene Ontology annotation, cellular component: nucleus. The record is from RefSeq and is a predicted model, not a curated record. Gene Ontology annotation, biological process: DNA-templated transcription; transcription elongation by RNA polymerase II. Gene Ontology annotation, molecular function: nucleic acid binding; zinc ion binding. Lineage: Eukaryota; Metazoa; Chordata; Actinopteri; Gobiiformes; Gobiidae. The transcript is spliced from 10 exons. The coding region runs from base 179 to 1081 and encodes 300 amino acids.
GGAACCACAACUCCCAUGAGUCCACAGCGCGCACCAUAACAAACACGAGCUGCGUGGAGAGCGCACGGUGCCACAGAGACAGCACACCGCGUAAAAGAGUCGACACAGCGGCGCGCACGGAUCACUUUUCCCCCCAAAUGCAUGGAGCGAGUGCCGGCCACGGACCACUUCUACAACCAUGGCUAAGGACGCGGAGGUGGAGCGCAUCGCCAAAAAACUGGACAAGAUGGUGCACAAGAAGAACACGGAUGGAGCUCUGGAUUUGCUGCAAGAACUGAAGAAUAUUAAGAUGUCAUUGGAGACACUGCAGUCUACGAGAGUGGGGAUGUCCGUGAACGCCGUGAGGAAGCUGAGCUCAGAUGAAGAGGUCCAGACUUUGGCCAAAGGUCUCAUCAAAUCCUGGAAGAAACUGAUCGACGGUGCAGAGAAAAAGUCUGAGGAAAAAGAGAUGAAGCCAGAGCCCCUGGUGAGGUCUUCAUCCACCUGCAAAGACUCGGGCCACGAGAAGAGUCAUAAAGCUGAGGAACCCCAGACGCCCUCCGCCUCCUCUCGUAUGACCUCGUUCCCCCCGGCCCCGGUCACCUCCGACAGCGUCCGCAACAAGUGUCGAGAGCUGCUGGUGUCUGCGCUCCAGACUGACGGAGACUACAAGUCGUAUGGAGUUGACUGUGCGCAUCUCGCUGCACAAAUUGAAGACCAGAUCUACCAGGAGUUUAAGUCCACAGACACGAAGUACAAAAGCCGCCUCCGGAGCCGGAUCUCCAACCUGAAGGACCAGAAGAACCCGGACCUGCGGCGGAACGUGCUGUGUGGACACAUCGGGCCCCAGCGCAUCGCCAGCAUGAGCGCAGAGGAGAUGGCCAGUGCUGAGCUGAAGCAGAUGCGUGAGACUCUGACUAAAGAGUCUAUCCGGGAGCACCAGCUGUCCAGAGUGGGCGGGACUGAGACUGACAUGUUUGUGUGCAGCAAGUGUAAGGGCAAUAACUGCACUUAUAAUCAGGUGCAGACUCGCAGCGCGGAUGAGCCCAUGACCACAUUUGUCGUGUGCAACAACUGUGGCCACAGAUGGAAGUUCUGUUGAAAAACCCCAAAUAUCUUUUCCGCCGAAGAUGAAGUGAACUGACAUGGACGAAAAACGACAAAAGAUUUGUUUAUUUUUUUCUUUUUGUAUAAUUUCACAUUAUUAAAUUAUGACGAUGUAAUAUAUUAAGAAAAAUGUGCCAGUUCUGUUUCUUUAGUAUGAAGCACUUAGGUUAAUUUUGAUGUACAUAAUGAUAAAAAGAAACACAAUAAAUUGUACUGAGGCCUUGUGAAAACGGUGCCUUUCUUUGACAAACUUUGAUGCCACAUAUUUCGCAUUUUCUAUUAAAUUUGCUCUU